Molecule: messenger RNA, 855 nt
Organism: Eimeria tenella
Lineage: Eukaryota; Apicomplexa; Conoidasida; Eucoccidiorida; Eimeriidae
Product: co-chaperone GrpE, putative
Exons: 4
Coding region: 1-855 (284 amino acids)
Biological process (GO): protein folding; protein import into mitochondrial matrix
Cellular component (GO): PAM complex, Tim23 associated import motor
Molecular function (GO): protein homodimerization activity; adenyl-nucleotide exchange factor activity; protein-folding chaperone binding
Source: RefSeq, a predicted model, not a curated record
AUGAACGCAGCAAAGCUUUCCGCCUUCCGUUCGGGGGCCUCCCGGCUGGUUCCUCGCGCCGGUUUGAGGGGUUUCCGCAGCAGCAGCAGCAGCAGCAGCAGCUGCUGCUGCAGCAGCAGCAGCAGCAGAUCUCUCGGCGCUGCCUUUGCAAUGCCUUUUAACGGCAAGUCCCUAAACCCUCGGGCUGGGCUGCGAGGGCUCUCGGGGGCCCACUUCAGCUUCCCAGCAGCAGCAGCAGCUGCUGCUGCUGCUUCUGCUGCUGCGUCUGCUGCUGCUUGCCCUGCAGCAGCUCGGUUUCUGACGAGCAGCAGCAGCAACGGCAGCGCUGCAGCAGGCAGCAGCAGCAGCAGCAGCUCGCCGUCAGCAGCAGCAGCAACUGCAGAUGGAGACGCCGAAGGCAGAGAAAGAAAAACAAAUGGAGAAGCAACAGAGCAGCCAGAAGAGGAUAUAACCGACGUCGAGCAGGUGGAGUCGGCGAGAGAUUACGCCAUUUCAGGGUUUGCAAAGGCGCUGCUAGAUGUUGGAGACUCUUUGACCAACGCGCGGCAGCAGCUGCAGCAGCAGCUUGAGAAGCAGCAGCAGCAGCAGCAGCAGCAGCAGAGUGUGGGGCAGCUGCAGCAGUUUGUCGACGGCAUAUCGAUGACCGAAAGUCUCUUCCACAAAACCCUAGAGAGGUUUGGGGUGCAGCAAUACGACCCGAUAGGCCAGAAGUUCGACCCUUCUCUUCAUGAGGCUCUCUUCGAGAUGGACGGUCCCAGCGACAAAAAGGGCAGCGUGGCGCAGGUGGUGCAGAGGGGAUACAAAAUAAAGGACCGAAUCCUCAGGGCAGCGAAAGUUGGCGUCGUUAAACCCUAA